Ctenopharyngodon idella (grass carp) is the source of this 4408-nucleotide messenger RNA. RefSeq names its product leucine-rich repeats and calponin homology (CH) domain containing 4 (gene lrch4). Gene Ontology annotation, molecular function: protein binding. The transcript is spliced from 18 exons. Lineage: Eukaryota; Metazoa; Chordata; Actinopteri; Cypriniformes; Xenocyprididae. The record is from RefSeq and is a predicted model, not a curated record. The coding region runs from base 231 to 2351 and encodes 706 amino acids.
ACUUGCUCAAUCCGUAAGCUCCGCCCCUUAUGUUCUCAGCUCCCUCCAGCAAGCGGACUGUCAACUCACCGCGCAACUUUACUCAAUCACUGGAUUUUACAUCACUUUUGGAGUACAAAAACUUACUUUUACGGCGUGAAACGUUAUCGGACCUGCUUUGGAGGAGAUGGAGAUUUAGAAGGGGUGAUUGUCGUUGUAACGAGUAAGAUUUGGGUCAUAUUUAGUGUUUGAUGGCUGCUGGGGAUGGAGCCCAGCUGCCGGCGACCGUAGCGGCCAGCAGGAGCGUGGAGAAGGCGCUGGAAGAGGCUGCGUCCAGCGGAGCGCUCAUCCUGUCCAACCGUAAACUAAAAGAGUUCCCCCGCACCGCCAAGAACUAUGACCUGUCCGACAUUACACACGCAGACCUGUCAAAGAACCGGCUCUGUGAGGUGCCAGAGGAGGUGUGUCAAUUUGUUUCUCUGGAGACGCUCAGCCUGUACCACAACUGUGUGCGAUCGCUCACGCCCAGCCUGUGCCAGCUGCAAGCCCUCACCUACCUCAACCUCAGUCGCAACCAGCUGUCAAGUCUACCACCAUCAGUAUGUCAGCUCCCUCUCCUGCGGGUGCUCAUUGUCAGCAACAACAAGUUAUCGGUCCUACCGGCCACCAUACACACACUCACACACCUGCGACAACUGGAUGUGAGCUGUAAUGAGCUACAGUCACUUCCUGUUGAGCUCGGCCAGUUAGAAUGUUUAAGAGAUUUAAAUCUGAGAAGAAAUCAGCUUACAACUUUACCAGAAGAGUUGUCAGAGUUGCCCCUCGUCCGUUUGGAUGUGUCGUGCAACCGCAUAUCCCACAUGCCUGUGUGCUAUCGACAUCUGCGGCACCUCCAAAGCAUCAUCCUUGACAACAACCCCCUCCAGAUGCCCCCUGCCCAAAUCUGCUCCAAAGGAAAGUUCCACAUCUUUAAAUAUCUGAACAUGGAGGCCUGCAAAAGGACUCAGGACCAGUUUGAGAAAGCUCUGCGGCCCAACACCUUCAACAGCUGUCUGGAUCAGGACCUGUUCCCGGGUCAGUAUGGUGGCCUGGAUUCUGGCUUUAACAGCGUGGACAGCGGCAGCAAAAGAUGGUCAGGAAAUGAGUCUGCUGAUGAUUUCUCGGAACGGUCAUUGCGAUUGGCUGACAUUUCCCGCGAACACACAAAUUUUCAAGAGGAAGAGGAGAGCGAUAUGUUACUAGAUACACCCAAAGUGAAUGGAGAGCUGGAGCAAGUGGAUUUCAUAGACAACAACGUAAUGGAGGAAGAGGACAGAUGUCACCCUCCACUUACAGAGCCCCCUCAGGAAAAGAGUGAUAGUACCAGCAGCACACCCUCCCAUAGCCCCGAAUCUACAGGGAGCAGGAUAUUUGUGAUUGGAGAUGGUUCAGACUCCGGCUCACCAUCCAGUCCCACUCUAGAGGAGAGGAGAAGACCUGGAAACCUGCUCAUCUGGCAAGAAAGAGAAAGAGCCCAGCAGCAGAGAGACAAGGCCAGCACUUUGCAGAAGAUAAUUGUAAAAACAGGAAGUAACUUGGCGACCACGACGACAAAGCACGGAGGAGCAGGAAGCAUUUCAAGUGGUGAUUCAGAUAGCAGCUCUCCACCCAACGGCCCGAAACAGAGAUGUGCAAGUGUAGAUCAGGUUUCUCCAUCCACUCAAACGGUGUCUUUACAGCGCUCCAUCAGUCGCACAGAUGCAUCCUGCGUGAAGCCCGGUUCUCCUACAAGUUCUGCUCCCAAACCCAACAGCUUCUUGUUCCGCACGUCCUCACGCUGCAACGUCAAGACUGGAUCAGGAAACAGUUUGGCAGAGUCUGGUCGCAGUGAAUCACGCGCCACACUCAGAUCCCCACGAGAGGAGAGAACAGACGUCUUGCAACUGCGUAAAACUCUGGAGACGCGUCUGAAGAUCUCUCUGCCUGAGGAUCUGGGAGAGGCGUUGUCCAAUGGCACAGUUCUCUGCCAAUUGGCCAAUCACGUGCGACCUCGUUCUGUGUCAAUCAUCCACAUCCCCUCACCGGCAGUGCCAAAGCUGAGUGCUGCCAAGUGCCGCCUCAAUGUUGAAAACUUCAUUGCUGCAUGCCGUAGACUUGGAGUCCCUGAGAUGGAGUUGUGUUUAGCGUCUGAUAUCCUGUGCAGUAAGCUACCUGCAGUGCACCGCUGUGUGACGGCGCUCCUGGCAAUUGCAGGCGGAGAGGAGGAGGAGGUGAACGAGGACAAGAACAGCACCUCUGCCUCUCCUUCCUCCCCUUUUUCCACCGGCUUCCUGCUCUUCUACUCUCUCCUCAUGGCUUUGCUCUAUAUGUUAUACUGCCAGCUUAUAGCAUAGUGCGAGCGAGCAUCAAUGUGUAAAUGUAAUGGAUACAUCACCUCUGUACUGUGUACACACAUUGUUGACAAAACCUGUGUAUAUAUACAUAUAUAUAUAUAUAAUUCCCUACCCAUAAUGCCUUUGAGCUUACACAUUAAAGCUCCCCACAGAUAUUUUAAAAGGAUUGGAAACAUAUAUAAGAACCAAUACUGACAUAUUGAAAUAUAUUGCAAAUUAUCAGAGGUCUUGAUCGAAUAUAUACACAUUUUUCCACAUCAAAAAGUUAUACACAACUCAUCAAUGGUCACAUGCUCCAAUUUUUUUUUUUGAGGAUGUUGACUUUAUCUGUACAUAGAUGUGGUUUCCACUCAUGAAGGGCUUUUCCACCUGAUUGCCUUAGCAUUGCUGUUGAUCCUAGGAUAGAUUAUACGCCUUCUCGAGGGAAUGACUGUCUUUGUAAGGGAUCUUGUUAUCCUAAGAGUUUUAAAGCACUGGCACAAACUCCCCAUCCCAUUUUUUCCCCCCUCUUGAUGGGCUUUAAAAUGGCUUGUAUUUGGUUUGCAUGGUCAUCAUCAAAGUGCCUCAGAAGCUUGUAGGUUCCUUCUGCUCACACGGCAGUGCAAAUUAGUUUGUAGCAUUUGGUAAAUAUGUUAACAGUGUGGUGAUGGUACUUCUCAGCUGAUUUUGGUUUAAUUCACAUGUUGUAGAUAUCUGUUAGGGUUGGGACUGCGUGGACUAUUUCACUUUCCUGUUCUGUCGCUCUUGUCUUGUUGACUGUGACCACCAGAGGGCAGUGCUGUUACUAAACUGUUCCUUCAACAUUUUUUUGAUGGUACUAAUAUGAUUCAAAGCUGUGUUAACGUGUUUUGUUUUUGUUUUGUAUUUUUUGUUUUAUGAAUGUUCGUUUUGGUUUUCUUGAGAGCAUCUUAAUAUAAUUAUUGUAUGCAAACUGUUCACAAUUAAGUUAUUGUUUCAGUUUAUUUAUGUUUUUCUCUGUUCUGCUGAAGCCGCAUUUGGUGGAAACCCAGUCUCAUUGAGCACAUUACUUAAAUUUGACUGAUUAAAUUGAACCGAUUAAUUGAGUAAUAUGCUUAUGAUAACUCCCAUGAUCAUAUUGAGCUGAAAAAAAAAAAAACGUAAGACUUUGGGGAUAUUAAUAUCUUUUAAACAUAUGUAUGUUUGUUACUGCUUACGGAUAAGCAGACAUUACCAAAUUACAAAUUACACUUUUUUUUUUUCUUUUUCUUUUUUAAUUGAAGAUGAAAUGGUUGUGAAUCCUGCUUCUCCACAAGCCUCUUCAGCUGUCAUUUCCUGAUUCUAAAUGUGGCCGUAGUGGUUUUGUAGUCCUGUAAUGUGCCAUGAGCACCCAUCUUCCGCGGUGCUGUAUGCUGAUGUUGCUUUUGUAUUCCGUGCCUACUUAAUGUGAUUUAGGAGCUUUGCCGACAGUUUACUAACGAGCAGCCUCUCAUCUGCAGAGAACGAUAAGAGGAGAGAAUGAGUGUGUGUGUGUGUGUGUGUGUGUGUGUGUGAGAGAGAGAGAGAGAGAGACUGGGAAACAAGGGUAGGUGAAGGGAUGUGCUGUGGAACUAGUUACCAACAUACAAUCUCUCACCCUACAAUGUCUUAAACAUAUUUUAAGGGAGGUUGUUCAAACAUAUGUAAGUUGAUGGGGUUUUAUAACACUAUACAUUGUUGUCAAUGCUAAAGCUAAUCAUAAUAGACAUUUAAUUUAAAAUGAAUCCACUUUGAUAAUGAACACAUUUAGCUUAGAUGGACUUUCUCACAGUUGCUCUAGAGGCUUCAGCCAUAUAAAAUAAGGAUUGUCAUAUGCUACAUGUUGAAGGCUUUUACAGAAGAUGACUGAUAAUUCUACCGUCCUUAUACAUACGCUAGACACUAGAUCUAAACGAAUGUUUCCGUCCAAAUGUUUCCUAGUUAAAACUGUUGCAACACAUGAAAUGUAUUUUGUUAUAUUUAUAAAAUACUGUGUAUUUAAGAAGUUAAGUUUAUAUUGAUAUAAAGGUGUUUUUUUUUUUUUUGUCUGUAAAGAAAUUAUUAAAAAAAGGAAACACUGA